This is a messenger RNA of Entelurus aequoreus (snake pipefish), 2512 nucleotides long. It is a transcript of the gene nr2c1, whose product is annotated as nuclear receptor subfamily 2, group C, member 1. The record is from RefSeq and is a predicted model, not a curated record. NCBI's taxonomy places the organism in Eukaryota, Metazoa, Chordata, Actinopteri, Syngnathiformes, Syngnathidae. The transcript has 14 exons. The coding region runs from base 218 to 2020 and encodes 600 amino acids. Gene Ontology annotation, molecular function: RNA polymerase II cis-regulatory region sequence-specific DNA binding; nuclear receptor activity; zinc ion binding. Gene Ontology annotation, biological process: negative regulation of transcription by RNA polymerase II; cell differentiation; anatomical structure development.
CCGAACUGGGCAUGCGCGGGAGUUGUUUCCCUGAAGAAGAAAAAAAAAAAGGUCACGAACUCUGACCCUCCCACCAAGCCCAACAAAGCGGAUAAUUAUUUUUUUUUUAGGGGAAAUUAACGAUUAUCUGACACUUCUCAAACUCCUGGACAGGUGUGAAUACUUCAUGGGGCAGUGAGGCGAGGCGCGGCCGUUAGUGGAUGUGUGCAGUACCAGGAUGGAUGGGCAGACCCAAAGGAUCCAACUUCUGUCCGCAGCGGACAAAAACAUGUCUGUGGGACACCGAAUCCAGAUUGUGACCGACCCGCAGACGGGCCAGAAAAUCCAAAUUGUAACAGCACUUGAGCCGGCUUCUCCCGCGAAGCAGCAGUUCAUUCUUGCCAGGCAGGAAGGCUCCCCCAACAAGGUCAUCCUCACCACUCAGGACAGCGCCGCGGUCAACCAGCUGUUGUUUGCCAACCCCGAGCUGUCUGGACAGCCCAUUCAGUUUGUAACCGAGGGCUCGGACCAGUCUAUUUCCAAGCCAGUUGUGGAGUACUGCGUUGUCUGCGGUGACAGAGCCUCAGGGCGCCAUUAUGGGGCUGUCAGCUGUGAGGGCUGCAAGGGCUUCUUUAAACGCAGCAUCAGGAAGAACCUGGUGUACACGUGCAGGGGCUCCGGGGAGUGCGCCAUCAACAAGAUUCACCGAAACCGCUGCCAGUACUGUCGGCUGCAGCGCUGCAUUGCGCUGGGCAUGAAACAAGAUUCCGUGCAGUGCGAGAGGAAGCCAGUGGAUGCGCCCAACAGGGAGAGAUCUGUCAACUGCGCAGCCUCCACAGAGAAGAUCUACAUCCGCAAGAACCUGUGCAGCCCUCUGGCGGCCACGCCCACCUUUAUGUCCGAAAAGGAUACAUUCAGGUCUACGAAUUUGCUCGAGUCCAGCAUGUUGCUCAACAUCCAACAAUCUUUUCCUAAGAUGGAAAACACCAUCAUGAUCCCCGCAUCCCCGGACAAGCAUGACGACCAUUCCCAAGGUGACCUCGGCACGCUGGCCAACGUGGUGACGUCGCUCGCCCACCUCAACAAGACGAGAGAAGCCAGCGACGGUGGCAACGACCUCAUCGGCGCCGAGACGCUCAGCAACGGCGACGGCUCCAUGGCGGACAUCCAGGACGACGAGCAGACGGCCAGCGAUAUCACGCGGGCGUUCGACACCCUGGCCAAAGUCCUGCACACCGCAGAUGGCUCCUGUGCGACCAACCUGGAGGCCACCAUGCAGCUGAUGUCAGGAGACCAGUCGGGCCCGGUGUUGGAGCUGGAAGGCUCGUUGCUCUCCGACAACCAUAUUCCCUUCAAACUAAUGAUGCCUGUGCCCGUGCCAGAGUACCUCAACAUCAACUACAUCUGUGAGUCCGCGUCGCGCCUCCUUUUUCUCUCAAUGCACUGGGCACGCUCCAUACCUGCCUUCCAAGCCUUAGGCAAUCAGGACGACAACGACAUCAACUUGAUGAAAGCUUGCUGGAACGAGCUGUUUGCUUUGGGCCUGGCCCAGUGUUCCAAUGUUAUGAACGUCGGCACCAUUUUAAGUGCCAUCAUCAGUCAUCUGCAGACCAGCCUGCAGGAAGACAAGUUAUCCCAAGAGCGGGUGAAGGUAGUAAUGGAGCACAUCUGGAGGUUGCAGGAGUUCUGUAACAGCAUGUCCAAACUGGCUCCAGAUGCUUAUGAAUACGCCUUCCUCAAAGCCAUUGUUCUCUUCAGUCCUGACCAUCCUGGCAUAGACAAUACGCCACAGAUUGAGAGGUUCCAGGAGAAGGCCUACAUGGAGCUGCAGGAUUACGUAACCAGGACAUACCCAGAGGACUCCUAUCGGUUGUCCAAGCUCCUGCUGCGUCUCCCCGCCCUGCGCCUGAUCAGCGCCGCCGUCACGGAGGAGCUCUUCUUCGCCGGCCUCAUCGGCAACGUGCAGAUCGACAGCAUCAUCCCCUACAUCCUCAAGAUGGACUCCACGGACUACAGCAGCCAGUCCGCCUCCGCGGUGUGACGCCCCCCCCCUCUUUUUAGCGCCGGGACUGUGGAAGACAGUCAUGCAAGCAAAGUCUCUGGCCACCGCGUGGCCCCGUCUUUUUAUUUAUGUGGAUCCUCUUCAUCGGGGGGGUCACCGAAGAGCAAACGUGCACACAAUCAGGACUGAAGCAGUGGAAGAGUAGAGUGCAUUUUAGUGUACAUAAAGUAGUAUUUUAUGGCCUUUGCUCUUUCUGCAGAUCACGGUUUGUUUUUUUCCCUUUUACACUUUCCCUAAACCAUCAUGUGAAAUCCCAUUCUAAAAGGUUAUAACCUUUUAUUCUCUAUUUGUUUGCCAAUCCAAAGGAUAGGACCAACAAUGCAUUUCUUUCCACUGUGGAUGCAAAGUCAAGUGUGUACAUAGAAUGUAUGGAGGAGCACUCUGUGAUGAUCACAUCCUGUCUUUUGGACAAAAAAAUAUAUAUCUAUAACGGUCUUGUCGGUGGAAAAUAAACAAAGUACGUGUCGAGAA